Charadrius vociferus (killdeer) is the source of this 1028-nucleotide messenger RNA. RefSeq names its product membrane-associated ring finger (C3HC4) 4, E3 ubiquitin protein ligase (gene MARCHF4). Gene Ontology annotation, molecular function: ubiquitin-protein transferase activity; zinc ion binding. The transcript has 3 exons. Lineage: Eukaryota; Metazoa; Chordata; Aves; Charadriiformes; Charadriidae. The record is from RefSeq and is a predicted model, not a curated record. Bases 1 to 765 code for a protein of 254 amino acids. Gene Ontology annotation, biological process: protein ubiquitination.
AUGCCGUGCCUGUGGGAGGAGGGGAGCCUCGCUGAUGCUGUCUCUCUUUUUCAGGGGGAGUUGCUGAGCCCGUGUCGAUGCGAUGGAUCGGUGAAGUGCACGCACCAGCCAUGUCUGAUCAAAUGGAUUAGCGAGAGAGGCUGCUGGAGCUGUGAGCUGUGUUACUACAAGUAUCACGUCAUUGCCAUAAGCACAAAGAACCCUCUGCAGUGGCAGGCCAUCUCUCUGACAGUCAUUGAGAAGGUCCAGAUAGCAGCAGCCAUCCUGGGUUCCCUCUUCCUCAUCGCCAGUAUCUCGUGGCUCAUCUGGUCGACCUUCAGUCCUUCAGCCAAAUGGCAGCGCCAGGACCUGCUCUUCCAGAUCUGCUAUGGAAUGUACGGCUUCAUGGACAUUGUCUGUAUAGGUCUAAUAAUACACGAAGGGCCCUCGGUUUACCGGAUUUUUAAACGGUGGCAGGCGGUCAAUCAGCAGUGGAAAGUGCUGAACUAUGACAAAACAAAGGACAUGGAGGAACAAAAAACAGGGACCAGGACAAAUCAGCGCCCCUCCUCCCAAACCACCCACUCGUCCUCCACUGGUGGUACAGCCACUAACUCCGCUCCAGCCGACAGCGGGGCCCGGGCUGCCGGCCAUGCCACAGGCACCCUCUCUGACCACCACUGUGCUUAUACCAUCCUGCAUAUACUCAGCCACCUGAGGCCUCACGAACAGAGGAGUCAGUCUAGUAGUAACAGAGAGCUCGUCAUGAGGGUCACGACGGUCUGAGCCGAGGAAUUCAGGAGGCCUUAACACGAAGCGGAGGAGACAAAGAACUCAUGAAGCAGAGGAGCAUGGUGUGCCUUUUUCUUUCUCUUUCCUUUUCCUUUUUUUCUCUUUCUUCUUUUCUUUUUCUUUUUUUCCCUCCUCUCCUUUUCUUUUUUGGUAACUGCACAAGAUAUAAGAGGCAGCACCUGGCCAGCUGAGGAUAAAAGCAGGUGGAGGGAGAGCUGCACACUCAUGCUAAAGAGGUUAAUGUUUUCCAGCUAGUU